AUGUCGAUUGCAUACUUACUGCAGCAAGUAGCGCUGUUGUCCUUGCUUGUGUGCAUGCCGUCCAAUGUGAUUGGCGACUUUAUACAGAUAAAAGAAAACGUUGGGAUUGCCUUGCCUGUUCCUGUUUACUUGGGCUGCCAAAAUAAUGUCUCUGACUUUGGAACAAGAGAGACCAUACUACCCCAAGGCGCAGACAUGCUCAGAAACUGUGUUGCCUACUGCAAGCACUACAGUAUCAUUGGAAUACAGAAGAGCAAUGGAAAUAGCACAGCUUGUAAAUGCAAAAAUGAUACUGAAACCAGUGAGAUUGAAGAGAAGCAGCAGGAGGGGCAGUGUCAGGCAACAGAUCUCUUGGCUGUGUACAAGGUCUCCACAACACCUGGAAUGUCAGUUGAACAGAAACCCACAGCCUCAGAGAAAGACAAUGAGAGCAUCAAGGCACAUCCAAAGUCCAGGAGGAAGAGGUCCCUCAGGAGAAGAAGACCUAGAAGGAUGAGAAGGAGGAAGAGGAGAAGGAGAAGGAAUCCUCUAAGGAAAAGGUCAUCAAGGAAGAGAAGGAGAAAAAAUCCUGUAAGGAAAGGGUCAUCAAAGAGGAGAAGGAGAAGAAAUCCUCUAAGGAAAAGGUCAUCAACGAGAAGAAGGAGAAAGAAUCCUGUAAGGAAAAGGUCAUCAAGGAGGAGGGGCAUAAGAAAAAGAACUUCUGGAAGAAAAAGGAGGAGGAGGUAUAGGAAGCGUGGAAGGUCUCGCAGAAGAAGAAAAACAAGGAAAAGGAGGAAGAGAAGGAGGAGAAAAAGAAGACGCAGAAAGAACAAGAGGCAGCAAAGACAGAAAAAUCGAGCAAGUCGGACUUUGAAAAAUGCUAGACUGUACAUUAAGUCAAAAAAGGCAGCGGUAGUUGGAAAUAAACGACAAAGGGUUAAACAAAGGAAAGGAAACAGAACUAGGAAAAGUCAGGUCAACAAACCUCGUUCUUUAGCUAAGCAAAGAAGUGGAGGAAAAACUAUCAGUAACAAAAAGACAAAGACCAGUGUCAACAGUCCGACUAAAAAGGAGUUAAAGUCUGUGAUUGCUCGUCAGUCAGGUGUCAAACCUGGCAGUCAGAAUCUUCAGAUAAGGAGAAAGACCACUAUGACAGGCAGGAGCAUCUCUCUAAAAAAAAGAGCAGGCAAAAAGAAACACCAUUUCAGCCUUAGUGAUUUUGAUGAAAAUUGUGAGACAAAAUCUACAGAGUGA
Lingula anatina is the source of this 1233-nucleotide messenger RNA. RefSeq lists its product as uncharacterized. The record is from RefSeq and is a predicted model, not a curated record. Lineage: Eukaryota; Metazoa; Brachiopoda; Lingulata; Lingulida; Lingulidae.